This is a messenger RNA of Salvelinus namaycush (lake trout), 1044 nucleotides long. RefSeq names its product G protein-coupled receptor 17 (gene gpr17). The coding region runs from base 1 to 1044 and encodes 347 amino acids. Gene Ontology annotation, cellular component: membrane. The transcript is spliced from 2 exons. The record is from RefSeq and is a predicted model, not a curated record. Lineage: Eukaryota; Metazoa; Chordata; Actinopteri; Salmoniformes; Salmonidae. Gene Ontology annotation, molecular function: G protein-coupled receptor activity. Gene Ontology annotation, biological process: positive regulation of Rho protein signal transduction; phospholipase C-activating G protein-coupled receptor signaling pathway.
AUGAAGAUACAGACCACUCCCACCAUGGACAUGGACGCCCUGACGUCCAUCCUGUCCAACGCGUCUUCAGAGAGUAGCUGUGCUCCUGUAGACAACACUGUGGAGAACAUGGUGUUUGGAGGUUACUACAUUCUGGUCUUUCUCCUGGCGCUCAAUGGUAACGCCUUGGCCCUCUGGAUCUUCUCCCGGCAGCGCGGCACAUCCUCUCCAGCUAACGUUUUCCUCUUGCACCUGGCUGUGGCCGACCUCUCCUACGUCAUAAUCCUGCCGCUCCGCGCCACAUACCACCUCACGGGGGGCCACUGGCCGUUCGGCGAGGUUCCGUGUCGAGUCGCCGGCUUCCUGUUCUAUGUCAACAUGUACGCGAGUCUCUACUUCUUGGCGUGCGUGGCUGGGGACCGCUACCUGGCCGUGGUGCACGCCGUGAGGUCACUGAAGAUCCGGCGUGCCCGCUACGCCCACACCAUCAGUUUCUCCCUGUGGGCGCUGGUCACUGUCUCCAUGGCGCCCCUGCUGGUCACCCCCCAGACUGCGGAGGUGGACGGGAUGACGGUGUGUCUGCAGCUGUACAGGGAGAAAGCCUCCCGUAAGGCCCUUGUCUCUUUAGCCGUAGCCUUCACCCCUCCUUUCCUCUCCACGCUGUCCUGCUACCUGCUCAUCAUCCACAGCCUGAGGAGAGGAUCCCGAAUGGAGCCCCAGCUGAAGCUGCGAGCCCUAAGGACCAUCGGCCUGGUCAUGUUGAUCUAUGUGGUGUGCUUCCUGCCGUACCACGCCUCCAGAGCCACGUUCAUCCUGGGGUACGCCCACCCAGAUGUCUCCUGCCAGACCAGGCGGGGUCUGUCGCUGGCCAACCGCGUCACCUCCUCCCUCACCUGUCUGAACGGGGGCCUGGAUCCUCUGGUAUACCUGUUUGGGGCCGAGAAGUUCCGGGGAACGGUGAGAAGGCUGUUCUUGAGAAACAGGGCCGGGGGAUCAGGGGCCACCAGUGCAGGAGAGCUGAAAGGAACACACGAGAGCUCUGUCAGCAUCAAGUCUGAGUUCUGA